Molecule: messenger RNA, 5485 nt
Organism: Ooceraea biroi (clonal raider ant)
Lineage: Eukaryota; Metazoa; Arthropoda; Insecta; Hymenoptera; Formicidae
Cellular component (GO): cytoplasm
Molecular function (GO): ubiquitin protein ligase activity
Source: RefSeq, a predicted model, not a curated record
GAUGUUUUCAACCUUCUGUUUAUGUGCAUCUUUAAAGUACAACUAUUUUAUCCAUCGAUGGACGGGGUCUUAACUUCAUUUCUACUCCCAUCCCAUUCCAAAAACAGAGAUUUUUUCUCCAAAAUACUGUUUUUUUCGUAUUUCUUUUUAUUAAGACAGCCAUAUUUGUUUUCCACGUCGACAAAACUCAAAUAUAACGACGGAUUCGGAAAGAGCAUACCCAAAAAUAGUAGAAUAUACAUUGUUGGUCAAAUUGCUCAUGAUUUGAUAGGCAUUCAAGAGAGUCAAAAGUAAGCAGAAAAUUUUGGACUUUCAGGCGUUAAUGGGUUAAUGUUAACGUACGCGUCCAAGAGAUGAAGCUUGAGUAAGAACCCUUAAAAUGACCUGAAUCUUUGUACGAGGUCUCAUUGGCCCUGACACUUGCCCCUACCUAGAGUGGAUGAUGACGGGCGUUUUUCACCAACUUGAUGAGCUACCUCAAAGUUGGCCGCGCAAAUAUCAUGUUCGGUCGCCUCGUAUGCGUGCACAGCAAGACGAGGCUAGAAAUCGCGCGAUUGCCGCGUAUGGGAUUUCACGGAGAAAAAAUUUGAUGGCGCAAUAUCGCCGGCGAACAGGGCAGUAAGAAUAAAUUGACGUCUUGAAAGAAGCUCAGGGUGCUUGAAUGCACUGUGCCCCGUCGUGCGCCGUCGCGGGCUUAUUUCGCCCCGUUUCUCGGUGCGUAUACGUACUGCCACAAUGCUCUUCUCCCUUUCUCGGUACGUCAGCGGAGGGUGAAUUGAGUGGCGCAAGAGAAAUUUAUUGAGCGGACCUUGCGGAUCUCCUUUGCGCUACUCGCUGCUGCGUUCUCCGUCGACGUGCAACCGCGACAAACAAUGGAACGACUAAAAAAUGGCUAAAGAAUGUCGAAGAAUGAAACUUUAGAAUUAUUUAGCAAUUAAAAGAAUCAGAAUUUUUGAGCCGCGGAUGGUCGCAAAUGGUCAGCACCGCGGUGGAAUGCUGAAUGCAGUAUUCAAUUUGGAAUUCCUCGGAGCCAUUGCUGUGACCCGACGCGUGUUUCCAUCUCGCAGAUUUACAUAAGUGACUUAUGGUCAGCGAGUAUUACCCCCGUCGUGACGGGCGGGUCGUUCGGUCGUAUCUUUGAUGCGACGUUGGUGCGGGGAUUUAAAUGAGGGACGGUCGUUAUGGGACCCGGUGUGGAAUAUCACACGGGAGUGUCUGGUUUCGUCAUUUGCGCUAUAUUCGCGCGUUUGAAAAAUCGAACCGGCAUGACUCCUCCCGGCUGUUCGCCGAGCGAACUUUAUUCUUUAUCGUAAAUAGUUGCGAUGUGUACACGCGGCAAUAUGCACAUGUCGAUACAUUUUACCGAGAUUUUAUCGUUUCACCGCUCCUUCACCCUCGCGCCAGCGUAGUUUGUACGCUUUUAACGAACAAGAUGAGACUCGAUGGAAAAUAUCAGCGAGUGGGAGAACUCAUUAAGAGUGCGUCAUUGUAACAAAAUAUACAUAUCCCGUGGGCGGUAAUGAAUGAAUCUCGAUGUUGCGUAAUCACGCGAUUAAUUAACUCGACAAUACUUCCCUAACGGAGUGACUGCGGCUUUCGAUUUAGCCGCCGAAAUUAUAUUUAUUAAAUGCAGAAAAUUCAUUUCCACAGCGCGAUGUUGAACCGCCUGGAUGGCAAACGCACUUGCCCAGCUGUGCGCAUCGGCGUUUGCAAAUUACAUUAAUCUCCGUGGAGAUAACGAUUGCCGUAUGUACACAGCAAGAUCAAAUCUUGCGGAAUCGGCAGAAUUUUUGCGGCGAUAUACGGCGAACGCGAGAGAUCGUAAAUCUCAUUCAAAGAUUAUGAAUCGCCGCGGAGCAGACGUGCGAGAAAUGUGACGCGUUACAUUUACACGAAUGUCGUUGAUUUUUCAUGCGUGAUUAGCCGUCACCGUUCAACGAGCGCGCGAUUUAAUCAGCGACUGAAAUUCAUCAUGAUGAUUGCGACUUCUGCAUCCGCACCGACGACGAAACGCGACUUUUCCGCAUGUACGUGAUAUUUCUGAUUCCCGGCGUUUUUUUUCUUCUCGUCUACGAUCCUUUGAAUAAUUCGAGGUCGAUUUUUCCUCGAGACGAAAUUGCGAGGCCUUCGUAUUUCUGCGGGAAAGAGCAACGAUUUCAUUAUAAUUCGGUCGAAGGAUCCGCGCGCGAGAAAUCCCCGCGAUAUUGCGCGCGUUCUGUAUAUUAAAAUGUGUAUCGGGCCGCGUAUGAAUAAUAAUCGUUAAUUAAUUCCAGGCACGACGCGAGCAAAACGAUCCGCUGGCGGAAAAGCACCGCCGCCUUACAUUUCCAAUUUUUCACGCGCACGUAUAUGUGUGUGUGUGUGCGGGCAUGAUAAAUACGACCACGCGACGGCUGCUUUUCGGUGAUGCGAAGUGCAUAGCAACGAGAAAGAGGAUUUUUUAUUCUCUAUCACGCUUUCUCUCUCUCUCUCUCUGUCUUUCUCUCUCAUCCGUGAUCGCGGAUUGUCCCGGGCUGACGUUUUAUCUGGCGCAGCAAAACGCGGAGCAAACGGUUCUCCAUCAUGAGCGAAAUGUUUUAUCAGAUAAAGACCGCGCUAUCGGUCUCGCCAGAUAAGGGAACGGUGACAGACCGACGAUGACACACGACGCCCGUGCUUUCGAAGUGUACGUGUCGCUCCGGCUAUUUUUUUUCUCCAGUUCCCCAUCGCACGUGUAAUUCCCGUCUCUAUCGUUGUGCGGACUACGAAAUACGAGUAGAUAAGGUCAUGGACGCGUUGUAUCCGAAUCUCUACGACCGUUUCAAGACCGAGGGCCUCUGCCCCGUGUGUCUGAUGGAGAUGGAGCUCAUGCCUAGGUACUCGUGCGUGAACGGUCACACCAUGUGCCACCGUUGCAAGCCUUACUACUUUGGCUGUCCCACGUGCCUGGCGCCGUUGAACGUGGAAACCAUGCCGCCGCACGUAGACGUAGCACCCUCGUCGGCGCACCCCUUACCGUACCCCCGGCACCAUAUCGGCGACCAUACCCCCAGCGCGCCGUCCAUGAACGACUUCCUGGACCACGAAAGAGCUUGGGACGAACCGUCGAGAACGUCGUCGGGAGAUCAACGGCUCGAAUCCUGCUCGUACACUCAUCUGGGAUGCUGGAUAAAGGUGCCAGAGCAUCUACGGACGCUUCACGAGUCGAGAUGCCAGUUUCGACCGCAUCUCGAGGAGGAGCACAUGCCGACGGAUCUUCGUCACGGUCACGACGAUUUGGUAGAGUGCUCGUUCACCGCAGCCGGAUGUCGAGUACGGACGGUGCCAUGGAGGCGCGGCAUCCACGAAAAGUAUUGCAUGUACAAGAAUAAUUUCCAAGCAGUGGACGACCUCAGCGAGAAUCUCGCGUCCACGACUUUCGCUGAUAACGAUUAUGGCAGCGAUCCCGACGAGCUGGUGCAGUGCAGGUUCAGACGCUACGGCUGCAUGGUGAGCAUGCCAAGGAGGCGGAAAUACACGCACGAGCAGAAGUGCAACUACAAGAGCAAUCAAAGGGACGUGGACGAUGGUUUCUUUCCUUAUCCGGCCGAACCGGAAUUGGAUCCCGAGGAGCAGCUAGAAUGCAGAUGGUCCGAGUAUGGGUGUAGAAUUAAACCGAAGCGGUGCCGCAAGCCAAUUCACGAGGACAAGUGCAAUUACAGGAUGGAGGAAUGCGCGUACAAGGACUACGGCUGUAACGCCAUUUUCACGCCCGCCCGAAAAUACGCGCACGAGAGCACCUGCAGCUUCGCCAAUUAAACUAAACGGUAUCAAUUAGUGGUAUAAUUAUUGCGUAAAAUGUGUGCUUAAAGCAGGAGGAGCUACGAAACAUCUCUUUAAACUCUCAUUUCGCCGGCGAGUAAAAUUAGCCGAAUAGCGGUAUCCGCUGAAGCGCCUUCUUGAUCUUCGCAGCUCGUAGAACAGAGAUCGUGAAUCGCCUUUGAGAGGCUCGAUUAAUCAGUAACUAUUGCGUUCACCAGUUGGAAAUGUACAUUCCUGCUUUCUGUUGCAGCGAACGAAUAUAAUUGCAGCGUCGAUGUCAAUGAAUACCGAACAAACUUGGCGAUUCUGUUAAUCGAGCGUCCAUCAAAAUUUCUCGAGCUACAAUUAAACAACAAUUGACAACAGCAAAGUGGAUCUCUUGUCAUCGGCAGUACAACGUCGAGACGUGAAGUCGAUUUCGCUGAACCCAUUAACGGCGAUUUUCGAGAACCCAUGGGAUAAUAUGGGAGAAGAUUAUUUACUCUCUCUCCGUCUCGUUGCCGUCCCAUUCCGGCGCGAGAUAGCGAGGCUCGCGCCUAUCGUUUGGGGGAUGAUCUUAAGCAUGAUCGCCCGGGAUGAGGGAGUGAUGGCGCGGCUGGGAUAUCCAACACCUGCAAGCUAAUGGCGGGCCUCCCCAUGCACCCAGGAUCACACUCACCACCGCAUCAGCCGAUGAAACGACACCUACACGCUUAUGGCGGUCCAUUUAUAACGUCGGCGUGUGCAAGGGAUGAGAGCGAGUUGCGUCUCGCUGUGCGAUUACGCACGAUACAUCCCGACGCCUCGGAGCGACUGUCUCGAAGUCAAUAGCGCAUGUCAGCAACAGUUAUUGCGGUAGUCUUUAGUUUAUUAUAUCUAGUUUUAGUCGUUAGAACGAGUGAGAGAGUUGAAAGCGAUUUUGUAGGUAAUAAUUUGUGAUUUAAGUGGUCCCAAGAUCCAGACGGUGAUCCAGUAAGAGUACAGAUUAUCGUCGAGCUCUGCGAAAUAUUUUACGUAUCGAAUUGUUCUAAACUAAAUAUAAUUUUUCUCGAUAGUGGUGCUAUCACCCUUGCAUUAUGUAGGCGGCUAGCAGAUAGUGUAGGUCGAUGGUUUACUCGAUGUAGCGUCUGUAAGCAAAUAUUGGAAAAUCAGCAAGGUUCAACGCCUGCAAAUAAAGGGCGCAAACGAAGGUCGAAAUCUAUUUCUUGCGCCAUGAAAAUCUGAGACUCUCCCAUGGGGUAGAGGUGCGCACCUUCGUCCCUGCUGGAUAAAUAUCGAAUGGACCGUGUCGUGGGAAACUCUUGUCCGUUCACGACGCGAGCGAGUACGUCAUCCCGACCGGUCAGAACUUUAACUGUGCGGCGUCCGACGGCCGAAGGGAUGCAGGGACUGUUUUACAUAGUAAAGAUCAAGGAAGACCUGCCUCUCUGACCAAUGGUCGCCUUAAAGAGGAUACCGCCCGCAUCCAUGGUCGCAUGAAAAGCGAACGCACUUCCAAAUUAUAUCCGGAAACAAUCAAGGCGGCUGUUAUUCAAAGCGAUGUCACCCUCUUGAUCGCCACCCUUUACCUCGUCUAAUUACGUUUCAGACUGUUCGCUGAUUUUUAAUCAACCGCUUCACAAAGAGAGCGCACACUUCUCAAGGAAGAUGUUCCGUUUCGAUCUCGCACUCGAUCUCUCGUUGCGAUUGAAUAUUGCAAGAAUCUUAAAUGUUACAUAUAUAGGCA